AUGAGCCGCAAGCUUGCUACUGCCGUUGCUUGCAUGUACAAGGAAGAAGAAAAGGAGGAGGGUACAAAUACCCGUGGUAGUAGGGAAAUCCCAUGGUCAAUUAUUAUUUCAUUCAUCCCCCGCCGCCACCAAUCCAAGCAAGCGACCUCCUGCUCCAGAACUCACCGAUGCCGCCUCUUCCUUCGAUCUCUCCCGGAGGCCGCUAAAACCCACCAGCCUUUUCUCUCAUCUCAGCAGCUCGAUGAUCAGCCGGAGACUUUAAAGUUCGAAGGUGGAGGCGCGGUUGCGGGUAGGCACACGAAGCACUUGGAGUCCCCUGGAGUGGAGGUGAAGGGGUUGGAAGAGGUGGCCGAGCAAUGGCGGAGGGCGAGAUCUCUCCGAUGUGGGUUGAUCAUGUGA
Molecule: messenger RNA, 399 nt
Organism: Linum trigynum
Lineage: Eukaryota; Viridiplantae; Streptophyta; Magnoliopsida; Malpighiales; Linaceae
Source: the annotation of a GenBank genome assembly